This is a messenger RNA of Hemiscyllium ocellatum (epaulette shark), 2261 nucleotides long. RefSeq names its product keratinocyte-associated protein 3-like. The record is from RefSeq and is a predicted model, not a curated record. The transcript is spliced from 7 exons. The coding region runs from base 130 to 813 and encodes 227 amino acids. NCBI's taxonomy places the organism in Eukaryota, Metazoa, Chordata, Chondrichthyes, Orectolobiformes, Hemiscylliidae.
CUGUCCAGGUGUCGCUUCCGGACUGGGCUGGGCUGUGCGGUUAACGUCAAAGCGGCCACCUUGCUCCAGGUAAGGAGCGCUUGCGGACGGUGGGUGGCCAGGAGCAGCGAGCCCCGAGCUCUAGGCGACAUGUGCGGCUUCGAUAAGGUGAAGGGUCCCCGGAAUUUAAUGAGAAAGGGAAUCGCGCUAAUUUUUCUUGGGCACAUCAACUUCAUUGUUGGCGCAAUCGUUCAUGGCACUGUCCUGAGGCACAUUUCAAAACCUGAAGGAAAAGUGACUGCUGAAUAUUCAGUGGCCAACAUUAUUUGUGUCAUCUCAGGUUUGUUGAGUAUCUUAACGGGUAUCAUCGCUAUUCUGGUGUCACGGAAUGUAACCAAGAUAAAACUGCACUGGGGAUUAAUGUCAAUCUCUCUACUAAAUAUUUUGGUAUCAUUGGCCUGCUCAGUUGGACUGAUGCUUGCCAUUGUGCUGACAGUAUCACUUGGUGGCAGGAACCUGCUUUCUGGCUGCAACUCUACAAUGGUGCCAGCUAUCUCGAACAGGGCAGCGAUAAUGAAUGAGUGCCCAUUUGACACCACACGUAUCUAUGAUACUACACUGGCUUUAUGGAUUCCAUCAAUGAUGAUGUCUACAGUUGAAGCAAUACUAUCUAUCCGCUGUCUUAUAGUAUCGAUGAUUCUUCGAGGGAUAGGGCCUUGUGGACAGAAUGAUGUGAUGGAUCGGAUCGAGGAGGAAAACCCAGCAAAAGGAAAGAAAAGCCAGGAAUUGGAAACUCAUAAACUCAUCAGGAAGAGUAGAGACAUCCAGGUGUAGUGAAGCAGGUGAAUGUUUCCUUUACCAACUCAAUGCAAUGCCGCUUAUAUUAGAAUUCACAUACAGCAGCUGAGCAAGAUGGAUUGUUUUUGAGGAAUGAGCAUAUAAUUUUUGACAAAUGAGGAUGCUGCACUGAUCAUUUAAUAUUAUUUUUAACUUGUAAUUUAGAACUCCAAGUUGGAUGUAUAUAAGAAUAACUGUGGUCCCUCUUCUAUUGGGUGAAAUGCUAUUCUGAUCAAGAUUAUUACGAAACUAAACUACACCCAAUUGACUUGUAUUUAAGGCAGAGAGCCAGAGAAGCCAAAUACACUCCUGUGCAGUUUCCAGUUAGUGCCGAUUUUGUAUUAAGUUAAGAGAGUCGUAUCUGCUGAAUGGUUUAUGGUUAUUAUCUAGAAAGGAAUCAGCCAGGUUUCCUGCUUCUAAUUGCUGUCUAGAUUGAAAAUGAGCAUCAGCUGAAGAAAGGUGCAGGCUUGAUGUGAUUCUGUUAAUGAAAGAAAAAACAACCCCUUUCAUUGCCUGUGGGAGUAUAUUCAUCCCUUUCUAUUUAGAUCCCUGUUUGUGACGCACAGUAAAUCUACAGAGCUUGGAACGGAGCUGUGGUUUGUCUUUCCAGUUUCUUCUGAGAGAAUAUAGGAGCUGCCUCAUGUUUUGCUCAUGUUUUCCCCGGUGAACUGACUAAGCUUGGGAAAUUACCACUUUGUAACUAUGGAGGCUUUAUGACUGUAUUCUGUAAUUCCAGGCAAUAUCUGGAUAUGGUCAGCAAUCCUUGGACUUGGUACCUGGACUUGACAAAGCCUCCAAAAUUGUUGUUAUAUUGCAUUCCAUUUAUUUGAUAGCUCAGGGUCAUGUGGCCCUGAAGUUGGCCAAGAGAACAUGGUUCCAAUUCCUGUCUUUGGUUUAGCUGAGGGCACUGAUUAGCAGAAUAAUACAAUUCAGUCUGGUGACCAAGUCAGUGGUGGGGGUGGGAUGGUCUACUCUCUAAGUCCAGCAGCUUGUUUUGUUGGUAAUCAACUUUGGAAAGCACUGGUUGUGACAUCCACCCAAGGGUCAGCAGGCUUUGCGAGUUCCAUCAAGACUUGGAUCUGAAGAAUGACAGACUGGAAGAAAUACCCAAAGUUGACCAUUGAACUUGAAUUAUGGUGCAGAAUUGACAGCUUCAGGGGAGUAGAUGGAAGCAGAAAAUAUUUGAGUUCUAAUGAAUUGUGACAGUGCUGAUUUCCAAGGACUUGUUGUGUUUUAUUUUCCUUAAUCACACCAAAUGACAUUUUCCUGCAGGUCGGUUGUUGCUACAAAUUAUGUAGAAAUAGCAACAAAUGUUAAAUUUUAACAUGGAGUUAAGACGAUUAAUUGUGAAUAUCCUUUUAAAAAUCGUAAUUUGUUUUUUAAAGUAUCUUUUUAAGAAAGCUAAUAGUCAUUGGUAGUACACAAUCUGAAUUAAAUGACUCUUU